GGCCAAGUCGAGUGACUGACUGCAGCUGCACCCCUCCAACAGCCACCACAACCACCACAAUGGACGUCUCGCAGCAGCUGGCAGAGUACGAGGCAUCAAAAACGAUCGACACGCUUGCGCGCGCGACGCCGGUCGAGCUCGACACGGGCCUGCUCGCCGCGUACGACACGGUGCCGGUCGACGCAGACGAGUACAAGGCGCUCGACCCGCACCUGCUCGCGUUGACGCUCACGUCGACUCAGGCGCUCGUCGCCGGCCUGUUCAACCUGCCGACCAUCAAGUCGGAGAACGGACCGAUCGCUCAGCUCCCCGAGCCAGUGUUUGUGCUCCCCCGCGAGAAGCCGCUCCCCAAGCCCAAGCCGCUCACCAAGUGGGAGCGCUUCGCCAACGAGAAGGGCAUCUCGCACUCCAAGAAGGACAAGAAGGUCUGGGACGAGGAGCGCCAGGAGUGGGUCAACCGCUGGGGCUUUGGCGGCAAGAACAGGGAUGGCGAGGGCCAGUGGCUGCAUGAGUUGAAGGCGGGCGAUGACGGAUCCGUCGACCCCCGCGCUACUGCCCGUGCCGAGCGCAAGGCCCGCGUGGCCAAGAACGAGCGGCAACACGCGCGCAACGUCGCCGAGGCGGCUGCCGGCGGCCCCUCGCCCCUGUCGGCACUCAACCGCAAGCCGCAGUCGGCCGACGCGUCGCAGUCGGAGAAGAAGACGGCGCGCAGCGUGCGCAAGGCCGAGCUCGAGCGCAGCAUGCUGGUCAGCAAGACCUCCACGGCGUCGCUCGGCCGCUUCGACAACAAGAUUGAGGGCGAGCCGCGCGCCAAGGGCAUCAAGCGCAAGUUUGAGUCGACGGUGGGCGACUUCAAGGCCGAGAAGGACAGCGCCAUGACGCUGCUCGGCAAGAUUGGCGUCGCGGAGGGCAAGAAGGCGCCCAAGAAGGGCGGCUCGGGCGUGGCGGGCGGCGUCAACGUGCGCAAGGCUAUCCGCCACGAGGAGCGCGCCGUGCAGCGCGCCAACUCGAUGCAGAACCGCGGUGGGCGGGGCGGUGGCCGCGGUGGUGGCCGCGGUGGACGUGGCGGCAGAAAGUAGCGGGGAGGUUGAGUGGCGGAGGAAGGGGCGAGUGGUGGCACGGAGCGAUCGCUCGCGCGACACAUCGCGGGGCAUACCAUGUAUGUAUUUCAUUCUAGAUG
Messenger RNA from Vanrija pseudolonga, 1180 nucleotides. RefSeq names its product Ribosome biogenesis regulatory (gene Rrs1). Gene Ontology annotation, cellular component: nucleus; nucleolus; preribosome, large subunit precursor. The transcript has 3 exons. Gene Ontology annotation, molecular function: protein binding. The record is from RefSeq and is a predicted model, not a curated record. Lineage: Eukaryota; Fungi; Basidiomycota; Tremellomycetes; Trichosporonales; Trichosporonaceae. The coding region runs from base 60 to 1079 and encodes 339 amino acids. Gene Ontology annotation, biological process: endonucleolytic cleavage in ITS1 to separate SSU-rRNA from 5.8S rRNA and LSU-rRNA from tricistronic rRNA transcript (SSU-rRNA, 5.8S rRNA, LSU-rRNA); ribosome biogenesis; ribosomal large subunit biogenesis.